AUGGAAGGGACCCGCUUACCCAGCCUGGCUCUCAGCCCGAAAAUGACCACCAGGGAAUCGCCCAAGGUCUGCAAUGCCCAGCACGGAGACCGCUGGCCCAGGAGGACUCUCGUCAACUCCGAUAUGACUUUGACCCGCGGAACCCUGAAAAAGUCGAUAAGCUUACCACAUACUGUCUUGGCCUUGCCCGAGCUGGUGGUCCGGUACCAGUGCCUGUGGCCGGGGGACCCGCGGAGAACACCCCCAUCCCAUCUGCUGCCACACUGCUGGACCGCCAAGCUGUUGGUGGCUUUGGACUUGUUUUGUCUGCUGCUAGUCAGUCUCCCCAUCGUGCUGAGUGAGACCGGUUUGCUGGUACCCCACAUCCAGGGCUUCUUUUGCAAUGACACCACCAUCCAAUACCCCCGAGUGGCCCAUUACAUCAUCGAAGACUCGGCACUCAUAAAGAUGGGCUUCUUCAUCUCCAUCUUCACGAUCAGCCUGGGAGAGUUGAUUCAUGUCAAGCGCCUGCAGCUGAGCUCGCCAGCCUUCAUGAGCGGCACUUACACGGCCAUGAUCUACAAGCAGCUGGGCACCUUCAUUUUUGGCGGCCUGGCCAGCUGCUCCCCGACCAGCAUUGCCAAGAUGACCACAGGUCACCUGCGGCCCCACUUCCUGGCCGCGUGCCUGCCUGACCCAGCCUCCUUCGACUGCGAGAGCGGCUACGUCACCAACUACACCUGCACAGGGCACCCCGAGGACGUCCUUGAUGCCAGACGAGUGGGCGGUCAGGGAGGGGAACCCAGGAAGCAUCCCCACCCCACCCCAGCCCCAGCUGAUGUCCACCCUGCCCCUGCCCGUCCCCCAGGAAAUCCUUCUAUUCUGUGGACGCCUCCAUCGGGACGUACUCCAUGGUGUACUUGGUGGCUUUCUACAUCUUGGGCAAUGCCAGGUCCCAGAAGCUCCAGGUGCUAGAAGACCACCCAUCCCCUGCUCGCCACUUUCCUCCUCAUUUCCCCUCUGUAUUCCUCCCCUGAGGGCCCUCAGGGAACCCAAGGGA
This is a messenger RNA of Balaenoptera acutorostrata (minke whale), 1039 nucleotides long. RefSeq names its product phospholipid phosphatase 3-like. The record is from RefSeq and is a predicted model, not a curated record. NCBI's taxonomy places the organism in Eukaryota, Metazoa, Chordata, Mammalia, Artiodactyla, Balaenopteridae. Bases 1 to 954 code for a protein of 317 amino acids. The transcript is spliced from 5 exons. Gene Ontology annotation, biological process: signal transduction; phospholipid dephosphorylation; phospholipid metabolic process. Gene Ontology annotation, molecular function: phosphatidate phosphatase activity.